Molecule: messenger RNA, 1509 nt
Organism: Pristis pectinata (smalltooth sawfish)
Lineage: Eukaryota; Metazoa; Chordata; Chondrichthyes; Rhinopristiformes; Pristidae
Gene: armc10
Product: armadillo repeat containing 10
Exons: 6
Coding region: 1-765 (254 amino acids)
Cellular component (GO): mitochondrion
Source: RefSeq, a predicted model, not a curated record
AUGGGCCUGUUGGCGGGAUUCAGCGGCCUGUACGCGCUGUACUGUUUGGCAAAGUGGUGGCAGGAGGAGGAGGAGGAGGAAGAUCGACGCAGUGAACACUGUCAGUCCAAGAAGCAGAAUUUACUCCGCCGAGCGAUCGGCCUGAGGGUUGACAGUCAGGAAACUGCGGACAGUCAACAGGGUAAAUACAGUUGGGUUAUCUGCAGCGUGGAAGGUGAAAAGGGACCAUUGACCGCGGCCAUCACAACCCUUCCGGGGGAUAAUGGAUCAUUGUCUUAUCCCAGUGUGGUACUUGUAAAACCUCACCAUGGUCUGGACCAGCAGCAUCUGCAAGUGAUUCUGGGCCUUCUUAAGAGGACCUCUGAUACUUCCAUUCGAGAGCAUGCUCUGGUGACUAUAGGUAAUAGUGCUGCAUUCACUGUUAAUCAGGACCUUAUUCGCAGCCUGGGUGGUCUUAGUGUCAUUGCAAAUUGUUUGUUAGAUGAAGUCACAUCAGUCAAAGUUAAAGCAAUGAAUGCUCUGACGAAUCUUUCCCUUAAUGUUGCUAAUCAAGAAGAACUGAAGGUUUGGAUCCCUCAAGUAUUGAAGAUCCAAGAAACUGCCACAUUAAACUCUGAGUUGCAGAUAGCUGGCCUUCGAAUGCUGACUAACAUCAGUGUUGUCAAUAGUCAUCAUCAUAUGAUGACCAACUCCAUUCCUCACUUUCUUAAGCUCUUGGUAGAUGGAACUGAAAAUGUAAAGAUUCAGGCAUUAAAAUCCUGGUAAAUUUGUCUGCAAAUCCAGAGUUAACACAUGUUCUUCUCUGUGCUCAGGUGUCACCAUUGUUCCUUUUCUUGUUUGACAAUACCACAAAUAAAGAGGUUCUUAUACGAAUGCUUAUAUUUGUUGUAAAUCUAAAGGAAAAUAUGAACUUGAUGCAGGGUUCUGUUCAGUAUGAGUACAACGUGGAAUCACUUCAUUCUGUACUGUUUGGGAAUCCAACACAAUUUUCUCAUAAAAUUGCAAAACUUGUGUUGUACCAAGAUCAUGAAGUGAAACAACAUAUUGCCAGAAUUAUGAUCUAAGACUAAAUGGUUCCCUGAUGUGGCUUAUACAGUGUUAAUUAGUUAUCUAAGGUAAGACUGAAGGGAAGAAAUGGAAAUAGUGAAUGUUUACUUACUUUGCGUCAAACUGAAGAUGACUUCGGAAGGACACGCCAUUGGAUUUAUACAUGAACAGAGAAAAAAUGUAUUCAAAUUGGGAUACUAAUGUCAAUGGAACAGAAGACAAUUUAAAAACAGAUUCGUUGGUUUAAAAACUCAACUUGGCACUAUGUGGACACUUGUCUUCCAUUUUAACAAGCAUCAGUUACUUAAUAUUGUAGACUUGUGCUUCUCCAGUAUUGAUUAAUGGAAAGUAUUUUUCCUAAUGUGUCCAUUGUUCUUGCUGAAGAUAGCAGUACUCCAAUAGAAAUCUUGCCCUUUUGUACUCAUAUGAAAGAAAUAAAUUGUAAUGAGAAAUCAGAGAUGA